Gekko japonicus is the source of this 1679-nucleotide messenger RNA. It is a transcript of the gene RNF5, whose product is annotated as ring finger protein 5, E3 ubiquitin protein ligase. Gene Ontology annotation, biological process: ubiquitin-dependent protein catabolic process. The record is from RefSeq and is a predicted model, not a curated record. Lineage: Eukaryota; Metazoa; Chordata; Lepidosauria; Squamata; Gekkonidae. Gene Ontology annotation, molecular function: ubiquitin protein ligase activity; ubiquitin-like protein conjugating enzyme binding. The coding region runs from base 39 to 569 and encodes 176 amino acids. Gene Ontology annotation, cellular component: endoplasmic reticulum. The transcript is spliced from 6 exons.
UUCCAGCAGCCCACCCGUGGCUUAAGUGAGGGCGGAAGAUGGCGGCGGCCGGGACGGGUCCGGGGGAUCCCGACGGGGGGUCUGAGGGGUCAAACCGCGACCGGAGCGCCUUUGAGUGCAACAUCUGUUUGGAGCCUGCAAGAGAAGCAGUCAUUGGUCUCUGCGGGCACCUCUAUUGCUGGCCUUGCCUUCACCAGUGGCUAGAAACACGGCCCGAGCGGCAGGAAUGUCCCGUGUGCAAGGCAGGCAUUAGCCGCGACAAAGUCAUCCCCCUCUAUGGCCGUGGAAGCUCGGCCCAGCAGGAUCCCAGGUUGAAGACUCCCCCCCGGCCACGGGGUCAGCGCCCAGAACCUGAGUCCCGAGGGCAGGGCGUGGGCGGCUUCCCUGACGCAGCCACCGGCUUCCAUAUGGCGUUUGGCAUCGGCGCAUUUCCCUUUGGGUUUUUCGCUACCGGCUACAGCGGCCAAGGAGAAAGAGCAGAAGCGGAUGCCAUCAGACCAUCGGGCUGGCAGGAUUCUCUGUUCCUCUUCAUCGCCAUCUUCUUCUUCUUCUGGCUGCUGAGCAUCUGACCGGACCCUACUGGACUUGCCCUACGCUAAAGACUUCAGAACUGGAUGGGAGGGCUUCGAUAUUGGGAGGGGAAGGAGAUGUUGUCGGCGGGGGGGGGGAGGGGUGGAGUUUGUUUCCAGGCGGUGCACGGGCUGGGCAGGAAGGGUCGUGAGGAUGUAAUUUAGACAUGACGGUUCUCUGUCAAAUUCCGCCUGCCCAACACACACAUGCAUAUGCGCGCACAUAUCUUAUGCAGAAUUAAAGUAUGUAAUAGGACUACUUUGGAGAUUUUGCAGUAGGGUGGGAAAGGGUGGAUGUCCCAUGGCUUAAUUGGGAUGGGGGGAAACUAUUGUAAUGAUCAAACAGUAGGAUUGUUUUUCCUUCCCCUUCUGAUUCCUCUGUGGGGAGGGGAGCUCGAUCAAAUAGAUUUGGGAGCAGGUGAGGGUUACCCGUCAUCUGUCUCUCGGGAGGGGCUGUCUUUCAGCACGCCAGAAUACCGCGUUGGCUCAUCUACCGCUUCCCCCCCCCCCCCCCGCGGGGUGGGGCGUGUGCCAUCUUGGUUUGUUGGCACUGUAGGUGAUUCAGGACAGGAGGAGUGGCGAGAGCUGGCGUGCAGUCUUCCUUAAUCUUGGCACUUCUUGGGUUGAGGUCUCCCCCACCCCUCACCAUCGUUUGUGGCUUAUAUGCCGUCCAUUGCUAGACAAGGCCCUGUGCAGAAAUCCAGAGUGCCCUUUGCCCCGUCUGUGAGCUGACGCUAUAACACACGAGGGGCAGGGCUUAGAAAAGACGAGAAGGGUGGGGAGGGAGCAUCCCUUUUCUCUUCAUAAAAAGCACAAGUCCAGAAAUCCAUGCAAGUGGGGGGGGGGAGCAAUGCAAAGACUGGAGAUGUCCGCCGGCGGCGGGGAGUUGUUCUUGGAAGCACCCCUCUCCAAUGCUAGCGCAUCCCGAUCCUGCCGUUCCACUUGCCGACCACCGGACUAGGAAUGGAUUUUGCAGGCAUGACAUACACACCCCAGCCACGGGGCCACUCGUGGCUGGUUCUGUGGGACAUAAGAAUGUCUCAUGCUUUUGCAAAGAUGCCAGCUAGUCAAGCUAGAGCAGUGAUUGCAGGGCAAUUAGCUUUAUUCUGC